Pristis pectinata (smalltooth sawfish) is the source of this 2405-nucleotide messenger RNA. RefSeq names its product arf-GAP with dual PH domain-containing protein 1-like. The record is from RefSeq and is a predicted model, not a curated record. Gene Ontology annotation, cellular component: plasma membrane; intracellular membrane-bounded organelle. Gene Ontology annotation, biological process: positive regulation of GTPase activity. Lineage: Eukaryota; Metazoa; Chordata; Chondrichthyes; Rhinopristiformes; Pristidae. Gene Ontology annotation, molecular function: phosphatidylinositol bisphosphate binding; GTPase activator activity.
UUCAAUUGAGGAAUGCGGAAAAACUGCAGUCAGCAGUCUUGCUUCAAACCUCGCUCGCUCCUUCCCAUAAUCUUUUCAUUAAUGCACACCAUUUUGUGUUUUUUCUUUGCAAACAACUGAACAGAGAGGGAAAAAAUAAGUAAUUGUUCUUAAAUUCCAGAGUUUAGAAACACACAGAGAGGCUUUUAAUAAAGGGACUGCGGAGAGGAAUCCGUGUUUCCUCGAGUUUCACAGCGCUAGAAGCGUCCUCGCUGCAUUUAAACACCGCAUCAGCGACUAACACUGGGAGAAAACGUUAUGUCAGCCGAGAAGGAAAGGAUUUUUCGAGCGUUGAAGGACAUGGUACAGAAACCCGGGAAUGGGAUCUGCGCUGACUGUGGCUUGCCAGAACCUGAAUGGGCUUCGACCACACUUGGAAUCUUCAUUUGCCUCAACUGCUCGGGGAUCCAUCGGAACAUUCCAGAUGUGAGCAUCGUUAAGUCACUCCUCCUGGACCCCUGGAAUGAUUCCCAAAUUCAGCACAUGGCCAUCCACGGAAAUGAAGCAGCCAGGAACAAGUACGAAGCAUUUGUUCCUGCCUAUUACUACGUCCCGACGUACAAGGACUGCCAGGUCCUGAGGGAGCAGUGGAUACGAGCAAAGUACGAACGCAAGGACUUCAGCGAAGAGAACAAGCAACUGGCUUAUGCCACCGGCUACAGAGAAGGGUUUCUAUGGAAACGUGGCAGGGAUAACGGCCAGUUCCUGAACAGGAAGUUUAUCCUGUCAGAGGCUGAUGGGAUCCUGAAGUACUUCACAAAGAAUGACGCUAAAGAGCCCAAGGCUAUGAUUAAAGUGAGCAACAUCAACGCUACCUUCCAACCAACCAAAAUCGGAAACCCCAACGGCCUUCAGCUCACAUACCUGAAGGACAACAGCACACGGAACAUUUUUGUUUACCAUGAAGAGGGAAAGGAGAUAGUGGACUUCAAUGCCAUCCGAGCCAUCCAGUUCCACUACUUAAAAGUGGCUUUCCCAGGGGCGAGCGACCAUGAGCUGAAGCACAAACUGACCAGGAAUUUCUUGAAGGAAGGUUACAUGGAGAAGACCGGACCCAAGCAAACCGAAGGCUUCAAGAAACGAUGGUUCACUCUGGAUCAUCGGCGCCUGAUGUACUACAAGGAUCCUCUGGAUGCGUUUGCCAGGGGCGAGGUCUUCAUUGGCAGCAGCGAUAAUGGUUACAUGGUCAAAGAGGGACUUCCGCCUGGCACACAGGGCAAUGGGAACUGGCAGUACGGCAUCACCAUAGUAACGCCGGACCGGGACUUCCUGUUCACCUGUGAGACAGAAAGAGACCGCCGGGAUUGGAUGGCGGGUGUUCAAUGGAGUUAUGAGUCAACAGAUGGUCACCGCAAGAAUACACAGUGGAAGCCUACUUCAAGCACAGACGGUAGACUGCGCUAACCAACCUCUGAACUUCCCAUACACCCAUACAGAUUAACAACACAAUGCUGCUGGAAGGCAUUUCACCAAUGACUCCAACCACUCCUGGUGGAAGCAGGUGCCAUUUCCCCAGAAUCUUCAUCUAACUGUGGGCUCGCAAAUGGGAGCCAGGGCUGAAACAGGACACACAAUGUUCAGCCUUGUUAAGCGCGGGCGGAGGGCUUCAGUCACCUGACUUGCUGAUGUGACUCCUCCUGUCUUUGAGGUGGCAGCGCUGCUAUCGGCCUCGUUGGGAACGCACAACACAAGCCGGAGUCCCCAGCUGCCCAUUCCUGGUGAGGAGUGCUUCAGGAGCUGGGAUUGCACUGUGAGGCACAGUUCACGAAGAUCAGAAUUGUCUGUCCCAUGGAAUUAAUUAGGGAACAAAAUAGAGACGGAAAAGGGAAAAAUGCUCUACAAAGUAAUAGAAGGGCAUUCUUCAGAGGAGCAGAAAUGAUAGGACAGUGUAAACUCCUUCUAUACUGACCCGUGCUCUUCCUCCCUGGGGAGAGUUAGAUGGGACAGUGUAGAGGAAGCUUUCUGGAUUCUAAAUUGUAUUCAAUUAACUGGGGGAACAGGAACACAGGGUAUCCGAAACCUGAAAGUUCUGAUUCCCUCAGCACUGACAUCCUGAAUUUUUUCAGCCGUGAAAACUCAACAAGACUUCUGCUUUCGGUUCAGAGACUCUUACAGCCCCUCGAGAGUGGAGCAGGGCUUCAGGCAGUUGUAGCUGAUCACCCCACUGAUGGUCCCACCCACUGUCUGAAGACCUGUCUCCAUCACAGGAUGGGAGGCACAGUCAGGCUACUGCUGCUUAGUGAUGGUGAAACAUGCUCAAUGUGUUAACUGCUUCGACCAGGAAACAUCAGAAAAAAUAACAUGUAAACCUUACAAUAAAGUGGUGCAAUCUUCCUGAGAUUGCCAAUGCAGUUUGUCAACACGUA